AUGCAGACUUCAAGCAUUCCAAAUUGCAUGUUUCCCCGCACCGACGUCCAAGAGCACCUUUGGGGCUGGAAAUGGAGGUCGUCGUACUGGUUUGUGACAUUCGUAGUAUGGCUAGGUAUUAUUGUAGACAGUCUAUCGCUCGCUUUGUGUAUACCCGUUGUCCCAUUCCAGUUGAAGGCACUCGGUUAUACGGAUGUAGCUUCUCUGACGGGAUGGCUUAUUUUUGCAUAUGGUGGAAGCAAUAUCAUGACCUCUGUACCCAUUGCUAUUUGGUCUGAAGCAUACGGCACGCGAAAGCUUCCGUAUUCUAUUGGUAUAUUGUCGCUUAUUGUUUCCCAAAUCAUGUUCAUGGAGGCUCCUUCUUACUGGGUCAUGUGUCUUGCGCGGUGUCUUCAGGGCGCAGCAAGUGCAGCGAGGAUGGUCAUUGGUCCGGCAGCUAUGUGCGAUCAAAGUCCUUCUAAAGUUGUCGGCAGGCAACUUGGCAUUGUAUUGUCGGGCGCUCCCGUUGGUCUGCUUCUUGGAACCCCAAUAGCCGGACUGCUAUACACCCAUUUCGGUUUUCGCGGGCCCUUUGUUUUUAGCUCUAUAGCCGCCUUGCCUAUCCUGGCUCUCUGGCUUCUCAUCAUCCCAAUCCCGUUGGAAAGUGAGAGAGAAGGAAGAACUACUGCUUCCUCAGGCGAAGUGCAGAAUAAGGCCUCGCCUGUGAAGGUUCUCCAUCUCAUGCUCCAGUCGCCCCGUAUAGUUGCAGGGAUGUGUCUCGCGUUUAUCCAUGGCAUGCUAGAUAAUUUUAUGCAACCCAUCGUGCCGUCUCACCUGAACAGCGUCUGGGGCCUCAAUGUUUCUCAAGUCGGCCUUGUCUUCUUGGCUCCUACCAUUUCUGGUUUUAUUGCUGUACUUCUUUCUGGUUGGCUUGCAGACCGUCGAGGUGUUUCUGUAGUUAUCAUAAUCACCUCAGCCUUGGCUAUCCCAUGGUUCGUGAUCCUGAGCAUAGCUAGGUACUUCUCACUUUUCAUUGUUGUGAAUUUUUGCGCGUUCUUUUUCGGGUCUGGAGUCUUGUCGCCGCUAUUGGCCGAGUUUGCGUCUGCUUCACGAAGCAUUGAUGGUGUUGGCUACGCUCAUGUUUAUGGGGCUCUGUAUUGGGCAUUUGGGAUCGGGCUGACGGUUGGACCUGUUUUGACCGGUCAGAUGUACGAUAACCUCGCCGACGGAUGGAUGGAUAUCUGUUUAAUGGCGGCCGGGCUGCAUGCAUGUGGCAUCGUGGCAUUUAGUAUCAUAGGUCAGCACGUACAGUCCGCGUAUGAGGAACGAGAUGGCAUAGGCCAAUCCGAGUUUUGGCUACAAAUUCAAGAUUCCCAGUUAGAUGCCCGCAAUUUGGCAAAAGAGCAAGGCGUACGAAACGGUCAACAGUAUUAG
Desarmillaria tabescens is the source of this 1413-nucleotide messenger RNA. RefSeq names its product MFS general substrate transporter. Gene Ontology annotation, molecular function: transmembrane transporter activity. Gene Ontology annotation, biological process: transmembrane transport. NCBI's taxonomy places the organism in Eukaryota, Fungi, Basidiomycota, Agaricomycetes, Agaricales, Physalacriaceae. The coding region runs from base 1 to 1413 and encodes 470 amino acids. The record is from RefSeq and is a predicted model, not a curated record. The transcript has 15 exons.